GCACAGGUGGGUGGGCACAGGUGGGUGGCACUGCUGGGCACAGGUAGGUGGCACUUCUGGGCACAGGUAGGUGGCACUGCAGAGUGGCACAGGUGGGUGCACUGCUGGGCACAGGUGGGUGCACUGCUGAGCACAGGUGGGUGGAACUUGCGGGUGGCACUGCUG
This is a messenger RNA of Staurois parvus, 165 nucleotides long. The record is from the annotation of a GenBank genome assembly. NCBI's taxonomy places the organism in Eukaryota, Metazoa, Chordata, Amphibia, Anura, Ranidae.